CAGUGGGAACAGCGCUAUCAGGCAGCCUCUGAGCUUCACUGCCGGCAGUGAACGUGGAUUCCUUGGAGGGGAAAUGUGUUAUGUGAGGGAUACCUGAAUUACAGGUGAGAAAUGCCCAGAAUAAAGCGCAGUCCUUUGUUGUGACAUGUUUCAUGUUUGCGUAAUGUCAGCGUAGUGAUGUAGGUGGAAGUUCCUGACAGAUCUGUUACUUCAGUGCCAAAAGUUCACUUCCUGUUGCUGCUGGAUUUAUCCGCCGGAACAAGUGUUGGAUAUUUAUUGAAUGAUAUAGUACGCACACUAACCAGUAAUAUUAAUGCGUUUUAGAUCACAGCUCAGAAAUCAAAUACUGGUCAUUUGAAAGUACUGUAUGUGAAAUACCUCGUUGACGUACAAAUACUUUACAGAUCUAUUUACAAGUACAUUCCUGAAUCCAAAUACUUCGUUUGAAAAUCAUUUGUGCCGAAUGAAUUGCAUGAAUGUAUUAAAAAUGCCCAAAUCAUGUAUUUACCGGGGCCGUGCUCCACAGACCUCUGUGCCUUGUGUGCAAAGUUAAAAUGGAGUGAAAAAACACAAAGAUGGCCAAUUCCCCCUAAUAUCUCACCGCUGAUUGGGUCAGUAAUUCAGUCUGCAGUCAUGUUUUACCCAGGCCUUCCUCUGUGAGGUGUGGUAUCAGACAUGUCUUUAUUGUCAUGGAGAGAGAGAGAGCAAAGCAGAAUGGAGCCAGCGCAAAGAUUAAUGGGAGUUGGACUGUAUCUUUAGAAGCUGUAACAGACUAUAUAAAUAGUGGUUUUAUAUCGCUCUGUGAGAUACACUUUAUGUAUGCGUGAACAAAUUUGCAUUCACUGCUCACUUGUUUGUGGAAAAAAUCAUUAAAUUCGUUAAAAAAACAAAACAAAUUACACCUUGUAUUUCAACAUGUUCAUGUUAGUACUCGUGAGUAAAUAAGGCAGUUGCUAGAUGUCGAUUUCCCUUUUUAUUUAAUAAAGCCACGUUUGUAUACAUUACCAAAAAAAGAAAACCACAUUACUGCAGCAACAUUCUUUAUGUCCAAACCCCUGGGGUGUCCCUCAGCGUAUGACUCUUCCUCCUCUUCCUCCCAAUUUCAUUCAUAAAAUCAUUUCAGCAACGAAACUCGCUGACCUUUUCCACAGAAAACCACAGAAUUUUGACUUCUAUUAUUGUGUUAUUGUGUGAAUUUGUCUUACUGCUUGCUUAUGUGAUUUUGAAUUUAUUUUUACAAGAAAGGACAUAAAAUAUUUUAUUCAAUGUUUUUUUUAGUAGUAUUCAAUAGUUAGGAUGGUGAGGCAGAGUUGUGUUUGUAGCUCAAUUAAUUUUGGGCAGUAAGUCAGACUGCCUUUGAUGUAGUUGGGCAGGUACUUUAACAUUUCUAAGGGGAAACAAAUACAUUUUUGUUCAUGUGGUGAAAUGAGUGUUUCCAGAGUUCGUUGUUUUACCUGUCAGACGUCACACGUGUGAUUCCUCAGGCAGAAGCAAAGCUGAAUAUUCCAUUUUUCAGUUGGAACUCGUUUCACAAUGUGAUGCAAACAGAGGCGCCGCCCAGUUCCUGUGGCUUUACUAGAAAAGCAGAAGUGGAAACACGAACAGUUUAAUAGUUUUCGUAGUUUUUUCUUCACCUUCCUCGCAGCCAUGUUAUGCAAUGUGCAUCUAAGGAAGUAUUUUGAGGAAACACGGUGAACUCAGUUAUGAAACAUUUCAGAAACUUCGAAAUUUUUUAAUUGUACUCUUUCACCAGUGUCAGUGUCCACUCUCCAUUUUGCUGUCAUUCACAGCGAUUUCAGAUUUAGCCAUUUUUAGGGGCAAGGCUGAAUUGUGCAACGCCAAAUUUACAGUGGACACUAAGGCCCAAUCACAAGGCAGUAAGGCCAAAAAUCUAAAAAGUUACAAGAGAGGAGCAUAUAUAUAAGUGCACAACUAUUCAUACCAAAACCAUACCAAGCCAUAAAACUGUUACCAUACCAAGCCAUAAAACUGUUACAAUACCGUGAAACUGUUACCAUACCAAGCCAUGAAACUGUUACCAUACCAAGCCAUAAAACAGGUUCAAAUCAAGCCAUAAAACAAGCUUAUGGCAGGCACUGGUGUGGAUGAAUUUAAUAUUUCUAGACAUAUACAAAUACAUGCUAAUAUUUACUAAUAUUUAUCCUAAUCCUUAAAUGCAUGAAGUGCUUUUCACCUGCUUACCAGCAGGGGCAGUGUUAUGCACUGUUUUCUGGAACAGGUCGGUGAUGAAGUCAUCAACCUGACCUCACCUGUUCCCCUACCUGGAUACGAGUCACCCUGCAGCAGAGCAGAGUUAUUUCCUCAUACAUUCUUUUCUGUAAAAGCCUAAAUGUUUUUCAGCUGGGGGAAUUACUGCCAGCGUAUUGUUUUUGACUUAUAAGAAAUUACUCCAUGAAUACACACUUCCUCCAUUGUAUGUACAUGCAUUUGCACAGAUGAUGUAAAUGUAUAAUUUCUAGACACUCCCCAAUAAAAAUAAGGAAAAGCGGAAUGCAAAUGAGGAGCUGCAUCUGUAAUAUGUCCCUGGAUGUGAGAGAACCCUAUAAAAUGGGUACCUGUGGGGUUUGGAGAGCAAGUCUCAGGACUGGAAGAUUCACCUACUGUCUGCUCUUCAGAAGAAAGCCUGUGAGUAGUCUCUGCGCUGUACACGCAACAGCUAGAUAUUAAAAUGUGCCAUUUUUCACUGUCUGUUGAAUACAGUACAUAAUUUUGGGCUGUUUCUGAGAGAUGUGCAUUCCGUAGUUUGUUUAAUCUGGAGUGAGAUGCGGAGGUAACUGGUGGGAUUAUAUUAAAAUGUGUUCAGAGUGGACGUGUGGGAUUAUAUUAAGACGUGUUCAGAGUGGACGUGUGGGAUUAUAUUGAGACGUGUUCAGAGUGGACGUGUGGGAUUAUAUUGAGACGUGUUCAGAGUGGAUGUGUGGGAUUAUAUUGAGACGUGUUCAGAGUGGACGUGUGGGAUUAUAUUGAGAUGUGUUCAGAGUGGACGUGUGCUGCUCUUCCUGGGAUAAUGGUGUUUGACCGGAGCGCCUCUCUGUCCAACAGGAGCAUGAACGCGUCCGUUUCUCUUCUCUGUCUCUGCUUCCUCGCCCUCCUCCCUGCUGAGGCUAAACCGUUCCAUCGAGUCCAGCUUCAGGGCUGCGCUGCCAACGUUCGCCUGCACGAGCUCAGCAAGCACCUGACUGCCAUACUGCAGCACGUUUCCGAUGGGGAUCCAGACAUUGCCAUCAUUACGAACAGAGUGCUGAACUCUGUCCAGCCUGUGGACAGGUGCUGCUUCCUGAAGGAGCUGAUGGAUUUCUACCUGCAUGCGGUGUUCUCCCGCUGUAAUGGCGUGCUUCCUCUGCUGGUCCAGAAACACGCCAGCCCCCUGGCCAACAGCUUCUUCACCAUCAGCCAAGACCUGCAGGCCUGUGGAUGUGAAUGCGGAGGGGACGCUCUUCUGAAAAUACAGAGCAUCCGGAGAACGUUUGAAAAGAUGGAGCAGGGCGCGGGGGUGGAGAAGGCCCUGUGUGACCUGGAGAUCCUUCUGUCCUGGAUGGAGCACCAGCUGUAGCUGGCCUGCAGGCCUCUGUUGUUUACUUUAGUAUCAGGCCUGUUAUUGGUCAGUUUAUUUAUGUGCUAUAUUUAUUUAUGCAUUGCAGAUAUUUAUUAAUAAGUAUUUCAUUUUAGCCCUCUGGAAAAAUGCUGUUUCUACUAGAUAUUUAUUUAGCAUUUGAGUCAUUUUUCUGAAGUAGGCACAAUGUGCCACAGGACAGUUACAGCUGGGUACAGCUGCAGUCAUGCAGUCAUGCAGUCAUGGCCCUGAAGAUUAGAAUCUCACUGCCCUGCACUGGGUACAGCUGCAGUCAUGGCCAUGAAGAUCAGUUUUAAGCGUGUUGUCACCAAUGCUGCUGUCUUACUGUUUAAGAAACACUAAUGAAUAAAAACCUUGAAUUGCA
Molecule: messenger RNA, 3959 nt
Organism: Anguilla rostrata (American eel)
Lineage: Eukaryota; Metazoa; Chordata; Actinopteri; Anguilliformes; Anguillidae
Product: interleukin-20-like
Exons: 5
Coding region: 2990-3574 (194 amino acids)
Source: RefSeq, a predicted model, not a curated record